This is a messenger RNA of Candidula unifasciata, 3348 nucleotides long. NCBI's taxonomy places the organism in Eukaryota, Metazoa, Mollusca, Gastropoda, Stylommatophora, Geomitridae. The record is from the annotation of a GenBank genome assembly.
AUGUUGUGUAGCAUGCUGGGACGCCUGUUUGAACCCUACAUUGUUCACAUAAUCCAGCAUCUGCUGCUGUGUUUUGGGGACAACAAUCAGUACGUCCGUGAGGCCGCUGAUGACUGUGCCAAGUCUGUGAUGAGGAACCUGAGUGCCCACGGGGUCAAGCUGGUGCUGCCGUCGUUGUUGAAAGGAUUAGAGGAGGAUGCCUGGCGGACAAAAGCAGGCUCGGUAGAGCUGCUGGGAGCCAUGGCUUUUUGUGCCCCCAAACAGUUGUCGGCCUGUCUGCCUAGCAUCGUGCCCAAGCUGACUGAAGUCCUGACUGAUUCCCACAUGAAGGUGCAGAAGGCGGGCUCACAGGCUUUGAUGCAGAUCGGAUCUGUCAUCAGAAAUCCAGAAAUUCAGGCCAUUGUCAUGAACCUGCUGGAGGCCCUGCAGGACCCCACCAGGAAGACCACAGUCUGCCUGGAGAAGCUGCUGCAGACCAAGUUUGUCCACGUGGUGGAUGCCCCAUCUCUGGCCCUGAUCAUGCCCGUCAUCCAACGGGCAUUCCAGGAUCGAACCACCGACACCCGCAAGAUGGCCGCUCAGAUCAUGGGCAACAUGUACUCACUUACAGACCAAAAGGACUUGGCCCCCUACCUGCCGUCUGUGAUCCCGGGUCUCAAACAGUGUUUGCUGGACCCAGUCCCAGAAGUCCGCAGCGUCUCAGCCCGGGCACUGGGAGCCAUGGUCAGGGGCAUGGGGGAGAACAUCUUCCAGGAUCUGCUGCCCUGGCUCAUGGAGAAGUUGGUCUCUGAGCAGAGUUCUGUCGACAGGUCCGGGGCUGCCCAGGGUCUCAGUGAAGUCAUUGGAGGAAUGGGAGAGGAGAAGCUGAAGAAGCUCAUGGGAGACAUCAUCCAGACGGCCGAGAGGACUGACCUGAUGCCUCAUGUCCGGGAUGGCUACAUCAUGACCUACAUUUAUUUACCCUCAGUUUUUGGGCCCACCUUUGUUCAGUAUGUGGGCCCCAUUCUUCCUUCCAUACUGCAGGCUCUUUCGGAUGAGAAUGAGUUUGUUCGUGACACGGCCCUUCGUGCUGGCAAGCGAAUCAUCAACCAGUACGCUGAGACAGCGGUGGAGCUGCUGCUACCAGAGCUGGAGCGGGGACUGUUUGAUGACAACUGGAGGAUCAGAAACAGCUCGGUACAGUUGCUGGGAGACCUGCUCUACAAAGUCUCAGGUGUAUCUGGUAAGAUGACAACAGAAACUGCUAAUGAGGAUGACAACUUUGGCACCGAAUCCUCCCAACAGGCAAUACUUCGCUCGCUGGGUAAAGAGCGCCGCAACCGCGUAUUAUCUGGCUUGUACAUGGGUCGCUCUGACAUUGCCUUGAUGGUACGACAAAAUGCCCUGCAUGUGUGGAAGAUCAUCGUGUCAAAUACACCACGCACGCUACGAGAGAUUCUUCCAACUCUGUUUACUCUGUUGCUCGGAUGUCUAGCUAGUACCAGCCAUGACAAGAGAACGGUGGCCGCACGUACUCUGGGUGAUCUGGUGAGGAAACUGGGAGAGAGGGUCCUGCCAGAGAUCAUCCCCAUCCUGGAGAGUGGUCUGGACUCAGAGGAUGCUGACCAGAGGCAAGGAGUUUGUAUUGGACUCUCGGAGAUCAUGGCCUCCACCAGCAAGGACCAUGUGUCCGUGUUUGCUGAUAGCCUGAUCCCAACAGUUCGGCGAGGACUGAUUGACCCCCUGUCUGAUGUUCGAGCGGCCGCCGCCCACACAUUUGACAAUCUUCACCACAAUAUUGGCCAGCGGGCAUUGGAUGAGAUCUUACCCACCUUACUCAAACACCUGAAUGACCCUGAGAUGUCUGAGCGAGCUCUGGACGGCUUGAAACAAGUUAUGGCAGUCAAAAGUCGAGUGGUCUUACCCUACCUCGUCCCUCAGCUGACAGCAACACCUGUCAACACCAAAGCCUUGUCUCUCCUGUCGUCUGUCGCUGGAGAAGCCCUGACCAAACACCUGGGCAAAAUUUUACCUGCAUUGAUGUCAUCUCUGAGUGAGAGGAUCGGCACACCAGAGGAGGAUCAGGAACUAGAUUAUUGCAAGUCUGUAGUCUUGUCUGUGGAGGAUGAACUGGGUGUGCGCACCGUCAUGGAAGACUUGCUGUCAGUGAUCACACACAACACUGACGCGCCAGUCUGCACAGCAGCGGUCCUCAUUCUCAACACUUUCUGUGCCCACACGGAGGCCGAUGUCAGCGAGUACCUGCCCCAGCUGUUCCGGGGCCUGAUUGGACUGCUGGCCCGCAAUGAUGAGAAGUUGUUGCUGGCAGCCUGGAACUGUUUGGAUGCAAUUACCAAGAAAAUUGAUGUUGCUAACACUGAGGAGCACAUUGUCAGUGUACGGCAGGCUCUCAAGUUCACCUUGCUGGACUUUAAGGGCAAGGAGUUGCCCGGUUUCAGCAUUCCCAAGAAGGGUAUCGCACCAGUCCUACCAAUCUUCAGAGAAGGACUUCUCAAUGGAACAGCUGAGGUCAAGGAGGCAGCAGCCCUGGGUCUAGGGGAGGUCAUAGCCGUCACCGGCUCCGAAGCUCUCAAGGCAUCCGUGGUCAACAUCACUGGACCCCUCAUCCGUAUCCUUGGUGACCGGUUUGCCUGGACGCUUAAGGUGGCGGUGCUGGACACAUUGUCUAUGCUACUGGUCAAGGUGGGGAUCAUGCUGAAACCAUUCCUGCCACAACUACAGACCACAUUUGUCAAGGCCAUCAAUGACCCGCACCGCACUGUCCGGCUCAAGGCUGCCUCGGCAUUGGGCAAGCUGAUUCUGAUUCACCCCAAGGUGGAUCCCCUGUUUAAUGAGCUCAUCACCGGUUUUAAGAACUCGGAGGAUGUCAGUGUUAAGGACACAUUUGUGCAGGCAAUCAGAGCUUGCCUUGAAGGGGCAGGUUCCAAGAUGGCAGAUUCUGGACGCAGGCAGCUGACCCAAACUUUGGUGGGAAUGCUGGCAUCUCCUGAAGACAGCACUCGGAUGACAGCAGCAGGCUGUCUGGGCACUCUGUGUGCCUCACUUCCCGAUGCUGAGCUGUCUGAUCUGAUGAUCCAGCAUUUAUUGGACACUGACCCCAGCCUGGACUGGACGGUCAGACAUGGCCGCAGCAUGGCCCUCAGCGUGUCCUUGAAAGAUGCUCCAGACAGAGUGUGGACACCAGCUCUAGAGAAAAGUGUGGAGUCCACCAUCACUAAACUGAUUCUUGCAGACAGGAUCCCAAUCUGCCUGAGUGGGCUGAGAGCCGCUGGCCACCUGCUGAAGUACUUGCUGAACAAGGACACAAGCUUGAAGGUUGUCACAGAACUGGAGGCUCUGUUCAUGAAG